Messenger RNA from Serinus canaria (Common canary), 2332 nucleotides. RefSeq names its product zinc finger protein 91-like. The record is from RefSeq and is a predicted model, not a curated record. Gene Ontology annotation, biological process: regulation of transcription by RNA polymerase II. Lineage: Eukaryota; Metazoa; Chordata; Aves; Passeriformes; Fringillidae. Gene Ontology annotation, cellular component: nucleus. Gene Ontology annotation, molecular function: RNA polymerase II transcription regulatory region sequence-specific DNA binding; DNA-binding transcription factor activity, RNA polymerase II-specific.
AUGGGGAAAGAACUGGGAUCUGAGGGGGAAAAACCCACCCUGAGUCAGGGAGGAGGUCAGAGGUCAGAGCUGGGGGUCCGUGAGCAGCUCCAGGAUGAGGAGAAGCCCCAGAAAUUCUCAGAGUUGGGGGUCCAUGAGCAGCUCCAGGAUGGAGAGAAGCCCCAGAAGUUCUCAGAGCUGGGGGUCCAAGAGCAGCUCCAGGAUGGAGAGAAGCCCCACAAGUGCUCGGAAUGCGGGAAGAGCUUCAAGAGGAGAUCCCACCUGAUCGAGCACCGCCGGAUCCACAGCGGGGAGAAACCCUACGAGUGUCCCCAGUGCGGGAAGAGCUUCAGCUGGAACUCGCAGCUGAUUGUCCACCAGAGGAGCCACACCGGGGAGAGACCCUUCGUGUGUCAGCACUGCGGGAAGAGUUUAAACUGGAAGUCUGACCUGACCGACCACCUGAGGGUCCACACGGGGGAGAGACCCUACGUGUGUCAGCAGUGCGGGAAGAGCUUCAGCUGGAAGUCUCACCUGACCGAACACCUGAGGGUCCACACGGGGGAGAAACCCUACGAGUGCGAGGUGUGCAAGAAGAGGUUCCAGAGCAGCUCCACCCUCCUGGUGCACCGGCGCUCUCACACGGGGGAGAGGCCGUUCCAGUGCUCCGAGUGCGGGAAGAGCUUCAAGGAGAGCGCCACCCUGAUCAGGCACCGGCGCAUCCACACCGGGGAGAGACCCUACGAGUGUGACAAAUGUGACAACACCUUUCCCACCAGCUCCCUUCUGAUCGUGCACCGGCGCAUCCACACCGGGGAGAGGCCGUUCCGCUGCCCCGAUUGCGGGAAGGGAUUCAGGGAAAACUCCAGCUUGGUCAAACACCGGCGCGUCCACACCGGGGAGAGACCCUACAAGUGUCUCCAGUGUGGGAAGAGCUUCACGCAGAGCUCCAACUUGAUUGUCCACCAGAGGAGCCACGCGGAGCGGCCCUACGAGUGCGAGCACUGCGGGAAGAGCUUCUCGCAGAGCUCCAGCUUGAUUGUCCACCAGAAGAUCCACGCCGGGGACAGACCCUACGAGUGUAGGAGAUGCGGGAAGAGCUUCACCACCAAGGCCUACGAGUUCUGUCCCCAGUGCGGGGGAAGAGUUCAGCUGGAACUCGCAGCUGAUUGUCCACCAGAGGAGCCCACCGGGGAGAGACCCUUCGUGUGUCAGCACUGCGGGAAGAGUUUAAACUGGAAGUCUGACCUGACCGACCACCUGAGGGUCCACACGGGGGAGAGACUAGUGUGUCAGCAGUGCGGGAAGAGCUUCAGCUGGAAGUCUCACCUGACCGAACACCUGAGGGUCCACACGGGGGAGAAACCCUACGAGUGCGAGGUGUGCAAGAAGAGGUUCCAGAGCAGCUCCACCCUCUGGUGCACCGGCGCUCUCACACGGGGAGAGCAGGCGUUCCAGUGCUCCGAGUGCGGGAAGAGCUUCAGGAGAGCGCCACCCUUGAUCAGGCACCGGCGCAUCCACACCGGGGAGAGACCCUACGAGUGUGACAAAUGUGACAACACCUUUCCCACCAGCUCCCUUCUGAUCGUGCACCGGCGCAUCCACACCGAGGAGAGGCCGUUCCAGUGCUCCGAUUGCGGGAAGGGAUUCAGGGAAAACUCCAGCUUGGUCAAACACCGGCGCGUCCACACCGGGGAGAGACCCUACGAGUGUGGGGAGUGUGGGAAGAGCUUCACGCAGAGCUCCAACUUGAUUGUCCACCAGAGGAGCCACGCGGAGCGGCCCUACGAGUGCGAGCACUGCGGGAAGAGCUUCUCGCAGAGCUCCAGCUUGAUUGUCCACCAGAAGAUCCACGCCGGGGACAGACCCUACGAGUGUAGGAGAUGCGGGAAGAGCUUCACCACCAGGUCCUACCUGAUCACUCACCAGAUGAUCCACACCGGGGAGAGGCCCUACGAGUGUGGCGAGUGUGGGAAGGGCUUCAUGUCCAAGUCUCACCUGAUCUACCACCAGAGGUGCCACACCGGGGAGAAACCCUACGAGUGUGAGGUGUGCAAGAAGAGGUUCCUGACCAGCUCCCACCUCCUCAGCCACCAGAUGAUGCACACCCAGGAGAGGCCAUUCCACUGCCCCGACUGCGGGAGGGGAUUCAGGAGCAAGUCCAACCUGGUUGCCCACCAGCACGUCCACACCGGGGAGAAACCCUACGAGUGUCCUCAGUGUGGGAAGAGCUUCACCAGGAGCUACACCUUGGCCAGACACCAGGAGAGCCAGCACUGAGGGCAGCCCUGGGUGGGAAGAGCUUCGUGUUCCAGCUCCAUCUCACACGGGAGGAUCUGCUCUGGAUGGUCCC